UUUUUUUUCCACUUAUCCUCCAACUUUGUAUCCAAUCACAAUAGCACUGAUAGAAAGGCACGUCUCUACAUGUCUUUUCCUUUACUGCUCCAACGACAAGGGGUACUACUACGAUCGUGGCACCGGAUCGCUCCUUCUCGAACAUUAUGUCGAACAUGUUUAUUAGCAAGACGACAACAACAUACCCUAGUCACCUCCUCCUCUAUGGUUCGCAGUAAAAAUGGAAGAACUCAGUUAUUAUAUUCAUCAACUUCUUCAUUCAUUCAACAAUUAUUACUACAACAACGAAGACGCGUUCACUUCAGUGUAUCGGAACCUGAUCCUAGAUUAGAAAAACUCAUUUCUCUCCUUCAACAUCCACCUCAACAACAACAACAACAACAGCAACAACAACAGCAACAACAACAACAACAACAACAGCAGCAACAACAACAGCAAUUUCACCAGCAUAUCAUUCGGCGUCGAAAAUAUAGAGUCAAGUUAGCUACAUUAUAUGAAGACAUUCGACAUGAUGAUCAAGUAUGGCGACAGUUAGAAAUGCAUCAGUUGAUGACUCUGUACUCGGCGUUACUACCCUCCAUUGCGGAUCCUUCAACAUCAAUAUUGACCAAGAAUGCACAGCAUGUAUUACAAGACAUUCAACAUCAUACCCCUCACAAAUUCAACAUGGUGCAUACCGAAGCGUUAUUAACCAACUUUAAAGACAAUGGACAAGUCAAGGAAGCAAUCGCCUUGAUGGAUUGGAUUCAUCACGAAUCACGACUGGAACCUUCUGCUACUGCUUAUGAACUGAUGAUCGCUACUUUGACUACAGCAUUGACAAGAACCACAAAACGAAGGCGGAAGGAAAUGAUGACGAUAGAUCAUAUGGCGUUGGCAUUAUAUUAUUGGGAACAGAUGGCAUCUUUGAAAAGGGCAACGAUGGAUCAAGCUAUGGGUUAUAUCAUGCAAGGUUAUUUGGCAAAAGGCGAUCUAAUGAAGGCAGCAACAUGGCUUACAUCACAUAGCAACAUCAACUCAAGUCACAAGCUACAAAAAUUGAUGGAACAGAAAGCAGCAAUCAGCAAUCAUGGUGGUGAAGAGGAUCAAAUUUGGGCAUUAGCAACAGUGGGAUAUGGAUUGGAUCAAUUGAUGCGACAGGUUAUACAACGGAAUUGGUUUCAAGACGCACGGCAACUUUAUCGACAGCAUUGUAUACUUUAUAAAAAACACUCAACUUUACUGGAACAUCAUCCUAUAAAGCAGGCUAUGGGCGGUCUGACACAAUUAGUACAUCGGUGUGUGGCAAUCAAGCAUUUGGGAAUGGUAGAACGCCUGUUGGAAGAUGCGAUUGAAUUAGGUCAUAGACAAGGAAUCAAAACAGUGGCACCUCUAUUAUUACAAUCUUAUUUGAACUCGGACAAUAUACGAUAUGCUAUGGACGUUUAUUUUCGACUGGAAAAACAACAACAACAGCAGAUGAAUGAUCCUAUAUUUUCGAUACAAGAAACAAACCCUCUUUUGCUUAAGGCUACCAAAGCGAAAUACCAGACGGACAUGUAUCGACUUUACCAAUCCUAUGUCAGUCUUUACCCCUCAGCUUUGACCCUCCAAACCUAUACCCGUGUUUUUCAAACUUUGAUUCGAACAAAACAAUACGACCAAGCUCGACAGGUAUAUCAAGAUAUCAUUCACAAAUUCAGCGAAUCCAACAACUUAUUGAUGUCAUCUCGUCCUGGUCAUGUCAAUCGAUUUUUACAUCUGGCUUAUUCCCUCUGUGCUCAAUUGGGUGAUGUUAAACUUUUCCAAUCCGUGGUGGCAUUACAACGAUUCACUGGUUCACACAAUUUACAUCAUCAUGCUUUGACAUCUUUGAUGGCUACCUAUAUCAAAUCUGGACAACUCACAUCUGCCAAAGCAGUAUUCGACCACUUGGCACACCAUUUACCUGAUCAUCAACAGCAACAUGAAUCACAUUCCACUUAUGAUUCCAGUGAUAACGAUAACGACAAUGAUGACAUCGAAAGCGGCAAUAACAACGACAGUGGACAUUUAGAUGAUACUCGGCCAAAUGUGGAUGUAGUGGACUUCAACUUACUGAUACGUACCAUUGGAAAGGAACAUGAUCGUUAUCAACAACAAAGUGAUGCUAACGACCAACUGGAACCAGUAGCCAAUCGAAUUUUGGAUGUAUUACGACAUAUGUCUAUGGUGGAUGUGCUUCCGGAUGUGACGACUCUACGGACAUUAUCUGAUUUAUAUCCUGAAGGAAGUGUAAUGGAAGAUGAAAUAUUUAUCAAGUUAUUGAACGAUCCGACAUCGACAAAACAUGAUGAUAUCUGGCUCAACAAUAUCAAACUCACCAAAUGUAUGUAUGUUGGUAACAACAACAACGUUGAUCGUGGAAAAGCGGCAGUGAAGGCGGCAUAUAUUUUUUUAUCGAACCAACGUAAUCAAUUGUUUUCAGCAGCAGGCGCGAACGAGCCCAUUCUGGCCAAUGGGAUGACAUACAAGCUUUUACUGGAUGGAUUGACACGACAUGCUAGAUUUGCAAAGCAGGCUCAACAAAUAUACGAUCAUAUGCGAUCUCGUGGAUGGCGACCUCCUGUCACGGUAUAUGAACAAAUGAUGGAUGUCUGGAUACGGAAAAAUAGACUCAACAAGGCUAUGAUGGUGAUGGAUCAAGCAUGUCAAGAUCUUGGUUUGGAAGUCGCUCCUACAAAAUGGUAUACUUUUAUUUUGGAUCGGUUGAUGCAACACAAAAAAUCUCAUUUAGCAGACAUUUGGGUACGAUUGAUCAAGGAUAGGCAAAUUGAUGUGGAUGAUAUAUUGGCUCAACGGUUGAUUCUUUAUGGUUUUGAUUCGUCUUCUCCUUCCUGCUCCUCCUCUUCAUCAUCAUCUUCUUCUACUACUAGUGUUACUACAUAAUUUAUUAUAUUCCCUCCCUUUUCUUUUAUAUUAUUAUUAUUAUCAUCAUCAUUCUCUUUUGUACAUUUUUUUUUCUCCUCUUUUCCCUCCCUUUAUAGAAAUAGACCCAUCUCCCAUACACCCUUUUUUAUAUAUACAUAUUCAUAUAUAUAUACACACAUAUCUCAAUAAAUAAUGAAUUCACAUUAUAUAUAUAUAUAUAUGUAUAUAGUUGAAUAAUACAAC
Molecule: messenger RNA, 3132 nt
Organism: Halteromyces radiatus
Lineage: Eukaryota; Fungi; Mucoromycota; Mucoromycetes; Mucorales; Cunninghamellaceae
Exons: 1
Coding region: 70-2907 (945 amino acids)
Molecular function (GO): protein binding
Source: RefSeq, a predicted model, not a curated record